Fusarium keratoplasticum is the source of this 897-nucleotide messenger RNA. RefSeq names its product HpcH-HpaI domain-containing protein. The record is from RefSeq and is a predicted model, not a curated record. Gene Ontology annotation, molecular function: aldehyde-lyase activity. The coding region runs from base 1 to 897 and encodes 298 amino acids. Gene Ontology annotation, cellular component: cytoplasm. Lineage: Eukaryota; Fungi; Ascomycota; Sordariomycetes; Hypocreales; Nectriaceae. The transcript is spliced from 4 exons.
AUGUCGAAUCAAAUUACAUCCCCCGUCGUCGACGGCAAGACGCGUCUCCAACACUCCCUUGAGCGAGCCAGAGAUGGCCACGGCCCCAGUCUCGGGCAGUGGCUCGCCUUGCCAGGUUAUACACUUGCAAGAACUAUUGCACCUCUAGGGCAAGACUGGGUGCUCAUUGACUGUGAACAUGGGAAUAUUGAUGAUCACAACAUGUACCUCCAGAUCGGUGCCGUCUCAUCAAGUGGAGUGUCGCCAGUUGUGAGGAUCCCCGCCGAUGCGCCUUGGAUGGUCAAGCGUGCCCUCGACGCCGGAGCCCACGCCAUCAUGGUGCCAAUGUGCGAGACCAAGGAGCAGGCCGAACAACUUGUUCGAGCGGCCAAGUACCCAUCAAAAGCCCAUCCUGAAGGGAUACGGGGCACCGGCGCCAUGUUUGCCCCGGCGGCAUUCAACCUCACUGGGCGAGACUAUCUUCUCAAGGCAAACGAAAAGGUCAUGGUUUUUGUGCAGAUUGAGUCUCGCAGGGGUGUGGAAAAUGUCGAGGAGAUUGCCAAAGUGGACGGGAUCGACAUGCUCUUCAUUGGACCGAAUGAUCUUGCAUCCUCUUUAGGGUACGUGGCUUUUGACCACGCUUCAAUCCCUGAGGUCCAGCAAGCCUCUCAGAGGAUUCUCGACGCAGCGCUAGCAGCCGGAAACUCAGCCGCUCAAAAGUAUAAGCAAGGCUUUCACUUUGUCAAUUGCGGUGCCGAUAUCGUCGCCCUAACGACAUCCAUGUCCAACGAGAUACAACGAGUGAGGGAACUGACCCAGGAACCAGCCAUGAACGGGGUAAAAAAUGCCGAUAAGGACGGAAGCAUAGUGGAACAUAAAGAGAUAUUAGUUGAUGCUAAAGACAUAAAGAUCUACUAG